Anopheles arabiensis is the source of this 4396-nucleotide messenger RNA. Its product is annotated as protein bric-a-brac 1-like. Gene Ontology annotation, molecular function: protein binding; DNA binding. Gene Ontology annotation, cellular component: nucleus. Gene Ontology annotation, biological process: regulation of transcription by RNA polymerase II. The transcript has 5 exons. NCBI's taxonomy places the organism in Eukaryota, Metazoa, Arthropoda, Insecta, Diptera, Culicidae. The coding region runs from base 898 to 4275 and encodes 1125 amino acids. The record is from RefSeq and is a predicted model, not a curated record.
AGCGGCCGCCGUAGCAGAAUCGUUUGAAAUGCCGUAGCGUACGGACGGUGCCCACGACACGAGCGACCGAGCGACCGAUUUCUGCUGCCCGACAGCGACCAAUGUUCCGCGCGCGCAAUCGCAACUUCUCCCGCCCUUUACCACGUGUGCGUUUGUGUGUGUAUGUGUGUGUGUGCCAGUGUGUGUGUGUGUGCAGUUUCUUAAUUGUGCAGCAGGCGUCUCCGCGACAACAACGCUCGGUUUUAGUCUUCUCGUCAUCCGCGUCACACACAACUCCCACGGCUGCACGCGGCGCGUAAGUGCAACACGGCAGCUUCCGCGCGCGCCGCAAGCUCCCUAUUUGCGUAAUCCCGGGUGUAAGUGUGUGAAUGUGUGUAUGUUUUGUGCUUGUAAGCAGGCGUUGGAGAAUUGUUGUGCUACCGGAAGUUGUCACAGUGCACAGGUACGCACAGCACAGUUAGGCCGUGGUGACAAACUUUAGCGUUUGGCAAUCGUUCGUGUAUCGGAAUUGGAGAAAAAACGUGUGAAGAAAAGUUUAAACAUAAAACUAAAGCAGAGAAGUAGAGUGUGUGUGUUUGUGUGUGAGUGAAAAAAGUGUGUGUGUGUGAGUUGAUCUUGAAUUGAAGUGUCAAGCAUGUGUCGGGAGAGGAAAGAUACUGUGCGCAUGCAGUUCUGUGGCGCAAUUUCGUGCGUAUCGCCGGUGUACAAACGUUAAUUUUGAGUGUGCGUGAACGUUAAGGUGAAGCUCGUGAACGUAGUGAGACAAAGUUGUUUGAGGUUAUAAAGCGCAUCAAUACACUCUCCAGCAUCAAGUGAAGCUCUAAAGACACCUAAACACAAUCCAAACAGGCGGCUCGAGCACCGUGUCCCGCUCGUGCAGCACUCCGACCAGCCGCGAUGCCAUCGGACACACCGCCCCCGUCCGCUACAUCGGUGUCCCAUCCGUCACCAGCGUCGAGCCAUCACGAUCCGAACGAUCCGAGCGCCCCGCCCAGGGACCCGGUGGAUCGAUCGGGCACGGGGACGCCCGGACCCUCGGACCACCCGACCGGUGGUCACCUCGGUCACCAUCAACCACCGUCGAGCUCGUCCUCGUCCAGCUCGUCCUCGUCGUCCUCCAGCACGUCCUCGUCGCUCUCAUCCCUCUCCCUGAAGCGCUCACUGGAGGAACCAUUGACCACCGCGAAACCGUCGCCCCCUUGUUCGCCCCUCACAAUGGAUCAUCAUCAUCAGCACAAGGCCGCCCGCCAGUCGAGAGCCGCAAGCCCGGCCGGACGUUCCACCCAGCAACAGGCGAGCCCAAGCGCCCCCGGAACCGGCGGCUCUUCCUCCGGUGGUGGUGGUGGUGGACAGCAGUUCUGUCUGCGCUGGAACAACUACCAGACCAACCUGACGAGCGUGUUCGAUCAGCUGCUGCAGAGCGAAUCGUUCGUCGACGUCACGCUCGCCUGCGACGGCCAGUCGAUGAAGGCGCACAAGAUGGUGCUGUCCGCCUGCAGCCCCUACUUCCAGACGCUGUUCUUCGACAACCCCUGCCAGCACCCGAUCGUGAUCAUGCGCGACGUUAGCUGGGCCGAGCUGAAGGCGAUCGUGGAGUUUAUGUACAAGGGCGAGAUCAACGUGAGCCAGGACCAGAUCGGGCCGCUGCUGAAGGUGGCCGAGAUGCUGAAGAUACGCGGGCUGGCCGAUGUGAGCGGCGAUGCGGGCGAGACGACGGGCAGCCGGGCCGAGCGGGAAGCGGCCGGUAGUCGUGGCCCCGAGGAGCUGGAUCGCGACGAGCACAGCAAGCUACUGAAUCCGCUGGCGAUCGUCGGAAGCUCGCUGCUGGCCAAUGGUGCGGCUUCGGCAGCAAUGGCGGGCGGCAAUGGGGCAAACAGUACGGCCACGAGCGGAUCGGCCGCCGUACAGGCGGCUGCGGCGGCUGCGGCCGCGAAGAAGCAGCGAUCCGGCCGCGAUCGCGACACGACCAAAGAGCACCGGAUGGACGCACGGCUGACCGAGUUCGCGCGCGACCUUUCGCGGGCCGAUCCGCACAUCUCGUCACGCGACAUUAGCAGCGUGGCGGCGGCAGCUGCGGCGGCUGCCGCGGCCGCUGCCGGGCUAGCGGUAGGCGAGUGGCCGCUCGGAGCGGCCGGGCUCGAGGCGGCAGCAGCGGCCGCCGUUCAGGCCUCCACGCCCAAGAGUGCACGCAAGCGCCGGUGGCCCUCGGGCGAGCGGAGCAGCAUCGGCAGCCCGGCUGACAGUACGCCGGACCAGUUGGAGGUACCGUCGCCGAUACCGCCCACCCCGUCCAGCCUGGCACAGUCGAGUGGUGGAGGCGGAGGUGGUGGUGGUGGUGGUGGCGGUGGAGGAGGAAGUGGUGGUGGUGGGUCGAGCAAUCCGCUCGCAUCGUUCCCGCUGCCGCCGGCACUGGAUACGGCCGCGAUGGCGAUGUCGUCGCUGUCGUCCUCGAUCGCGAACCAUCCGGACGACAUGGAGAUCAAGCCGGGCAUCGCGGAGAUGAUACGCGAGGAAGAAAGGGCUAAACUGUUGGAAAACUCCCAAGCAUGGUUAGGAGCGUCUACGUCAUCAAUUGCUGCAGAAAGUUACCAAUACCAGCUCCAGUCGAUGUGGCAGAAGUGCUGGAACAGCCAGAACCUGAUCCACCAUCUGCGCUUUCGCGAGCGCGGCCCGCUAAAGUCCUGGCGCCCGGAAACGAUGGCCGAAGCGAUCUUCAGCGUGCUAAAGGAGGGCCUGUCGCUGUCGCAGGCGGCCCGCAAGUACGACAUCCCCUACCCGACGUUCGUGCUGUACGCGAACCGGGUGCACAACAUGCUCGGUCCGUCGAUCGACGGCGGUACGGAUCUGCGGCCGAAGGGUCGCGGCCGGCCGCAGCGCAUACUGCUCGGCAUCUGGCCGGACGACCACAUCAAGGGCGUCAUCAAGAGUGUCGUCUUUCGCGAUGCCAAAGAGAUGAAGGAGGAGCCGAUGAUGUACGGCCGACACUCUGUAAGUAGCGCCAACACCAUGGGGCCUUUUCCCUUUCAAGACAACCCCCUGAGCUACGGGCCGACCGCACCGAACGGUCAGCUACCCUCCGUGGCCACCGGCACCAACGUCCCGGACGGCAUGUCGCAGGACGCCCUGACAGCCGCCACCGUGGCCGCCGUCCGCCAGCAGAUGUGCAAUAUGGUGGCGGCCGCCCAGCACCACCCGGACGCCGCCAAUCUCGUGGCGGCGGCCGGCUUCAACCUACCGUCCCACUGUGGCACGCCGCCCAACCUGAGCAUGCAUCCGGCAGCGGCAGCGGCCGCGGCCGCAGCCGCCGCAUCGAACGCAUCCGCCGCCGGUGGACCGAGCGGGGGCGGCGGCGGCGGUGGCUCGAGCGGUGCCAUCCCGCUCCCGAAGAUGGGCUCACCGGCCGUCCCAUCGACCGGGCACGGCAACAACAAUGGCGGCUCGGGCGCCGGCAUUCAGAUGCCGCGCCUGGGUUCGCCCGCCGGUUCGAGCGGGCUGGCGAAGGAGCACGAGCUGCAGCAUCACGGCGGCGGCGGCGGAGGGCUCGGUGGUGGCUCUGGGGGCGGUAUGUCCCGGGCGACACCGCCCGGUGCCCGGGACCGUGCGAUGACGGCCCGCUCCAAUCUGGCCGCCAGCGAGACGGGCCGCAGCAGCAGUUCCGCCGGCAGCAUCCAUCGAUCGUCACCUUCCAGCAGUGCCGGCUCGUCCCUGAACCACCAGCACCCGGCCCAUCUGUCCCAUCCGCACCAUCAGCAGCAGCAUCACCACCAGCACCAUCACCAGCCGCACCACGGACACGCGCACCAUCUGCCGCACCACAACCCGCUGUCCCAUCUGGUGGGUUCGGGCGGCGCGUCGGGCGCCCUCAGCAUAACGAAGCUCGGUUCGCCCGGCUCGGCACACGACCUACGCAUCAGCAACAGCCCCGACGAGAGCCCGCUCGCCUCCCCGAUCGGGCUGGCGAUGGAACCGGCCGUCAAUCUGGCGCUCGGGGCCGGCGGCACCCAGCCCGGGCCCGAGGAUGUGCGGCUGCACGUGCCGCCACCGUACGGCAGCAAGCCGCCGUCCCGGGGCGGCGGAGCACCGUCCACCGGCUACACCAGCAGCUCGUCCCCACCGCGACCCGAGCACCUGUUCCAGGAUCAGGACAUUGCGGCGCUGGUAGCGACGACGCGGGCCGCCUGCCCACCGUCCCGCGUGCCCGACUACAAGGACACGGCGGUACGGCCAACGGCCUCCAUCAAGGUGGAACCGCUGACCGAGUGUCGGGGCGAUUAAACCGGCUCCAUGACGCACACAGACACACGGGCACACAAGCACAUACACAUCCACCAGCACCCCGCACCGCUAUCCCACCCCGAACUGGGCGCCAUCGGUGGCUCCCUCUAUCGGUCGGUCU